Molecule: messenger RNA, 1466 nt
Organism: Chanos chanos (milkfish)
Lineage: Eukaryota; Metazoa; Chordata; Actinopteri; Gonorynchiformes; Chanidae
Gene: mtrf1l
Product: mitochondrial translational release factor 1-like
Exons: 7
Coding region: 108-1466 (452 amino acids)
Biological process (GO): mitochondrial translational termination
Cellular component (GO): mitochondrion
Molecular function (GO): translation release factor activity
Source: RefSeq, a predicted model, not a curated record
GGAGAUGGCCAUGGGCAACUUAAACAAAUCACAAUGAUUUUUGCCUAAAUUAAAUAUAUGAAAUGCCUUCAAUGGCUCCCAUGUAAUCGCCUUGGAAUGCUUAUAAAAUGGCUGUCAUUUGUUUGGCUAAAAUGUUAUCUCUCUCAAUGUGCCCGUUUACUUGGCCGAAUGUGUUAUCGCUGAGGACGAUUGCAAACCAUGCCGCUGGACAGCUGGGAUCUGUGAACAGACAUUGCAUUACACGCACUGCCUUACAGAAAUGCAUGAGAAAAACUUCCCAUCAGUAUGGAUGCUCGAAGCAUUCUCGAAGCGUACAUGCAACGUCGUCGCUGAUGGUCUCAAAAAUUUUGUCCGUAGACGAGAUCUUUACAAAGAGGUCGUUACAUGAUUACCUCAAGAGAGUUGAGGCAGAGUACCACAGCUACUUGGAAAUCGUCAACACAGCAGCUCAUCAAACAGAUGAUGAAGAUCUAAAACUGAAAAGGACAAGAGUUGCUAGUUUAGGACCACUGGUCCAAAAAAUCAGAGAUCUGGAACUGAAGAAGAGAGAAUUAGAAGAAACCAAAAUGCUGUUGAAUGAUAAUGACCCAGAUAUCCGUGAUUUAGCGGAGACUGAGACAGAAGCUUGUCACAUAGCCAUCCAGGAUCUGAAACAAACAAUCCUGUCUCUUCUAAUCCCUGAGGAGGAAUCUGACAUGAGUGACCUGGUUUUGGAGGUCACUGCUGGGAUUGGAGGUCAAGAGGCUAUGCUCUUUACAGCUGAAAUUUUUGACAUGUAUCAGGGUUUUGCUGCUUUUCAUGGCUGGAGCUUUGACACACUGGAAUACAUGCCCAGUGAUCUAGGUGGGUUGCGGCAUGCUGCUGCCAGUAUCAGUGGCCCACUGAGCUAUAAAAAGAUGAAGUUUGAAGCAGGAGUUCACCGCGUCCAGAGAGUCCCAAAAACAGAGAAACAGGGACGCAUGCACACCAGUACAAUGACAGUGGCAGUGCUGCCGCAGCCAACUGAGAUCUCUUUUACAAUCAAUCCAAAAGAUCUUAGGAUUGAAACAAAGAGAGCUAGUGGAGCUGGGGGUCAGCAUGUCAACACAACUGACAGUGCAGUAAGAAUUGUUCAUGUUCCUACAGGCAUAGUCUCUGAAUGCCAGCAGGAACGUUCCCAAAUAAAGAACAAGGAAAAAGCUAUGAAAGUUCUGCGAGCCAAACUUUACAGCAUGAAGCUAGAGGAGGAGACCAGUAAGAGAUAUCAGACACGCAAACUGCAGAUUGGCACCAAAGGUCGGUCUGAAAAAAUCAGGACUUACAACUUUUCCCAAGACAGAAUCACAGAUCAUCGGAUUGGAAAAACUGUGCAUGACAUACAUGGAUUUUUGUCAGGAGAGGAGUUAUUGGAGGAAAUGACUGAAUCUUUACAACGGUUUUCUGAGCAAGAGGCUCUCAUGGACAUUCUUGAGGCUAAUGACCAAUAA